Molecule: messenger RNA, 858 nt
Organism: Laccaria bicolor S238N-H82
Lineage: Eukaryota; Fungi; Basidiomycota; Agaricomycetes; Agaricales; Hydnangiaceae
Exons: 4
Coding region: 1-858 (285 amino acids)
Source: RefSeq, a predicted model, not a curated record
AUGAAGACAGGCUCAUUGAUUUGGAAAGUUCUCAAACUGCUCGCCAUUGCAGCCAAUGUGGCCCAGUCAUCCCAUACCCAUCUCAACCAUGUUCUACUCACCCUUGGGAAUCUGAUUCGCAUAUUCUCCAAACCUACAGAAGCUUUUGAUGAAGAUCUCUGGAACAGAAUCAUCAAGAGCAUUGAAAAGAGGUGGAAGAAAGCUGACCAGGAUAUUUUUAUAGUUGUGGUAUUCCUCAAUCCGUUUAUUCGAGACACACUUUUCAACAAGGAGUUCCUCAUGGAGGUGCAGCUCUACAACAUCAUGGAGAGGACCUAUGAGCGCAUUCUGCAGUGUGAGUCAAACCUUGACUUCUUAGAGGCUUUCAAGGAUUACAGGUGGUUGCGUGGUGAGUUUUCUGAUGAUGACAUGUCCCUAUCAUUGAUGAAGGAGAAGUUCACUCAUGAGGGUGCUCCACUUGACCUUCAGAAUAUAUGGGCUCAGAUCGACAAAGGAGUCAACUGUGGGCAAAAUGGGCUUGUCAAGCUCGCCGUACACAUUUUCUCUGUGAUUGCAAACUCAGCUGGCUGUGAACAUGUCUUUAGCAAAUUUGGGAUCACUCACACAAAGCUGCAUGACAAGCUCGAUCCAGAAAGGGUUCACAAGUUGGCUGUCAUUGGAAUGGAAGACUCCAGUAAGAUUCCUACUGGAUUCCAGGACUCCAGUAGGAUUCCCACUGGAUUUCAACAAUUCUUCCAAAAAAGGCAAUUUCCACCUAUUGGACUCCUAUUGGACUCCUAUUGGACUCCAACUGACUCCUACUGGACUCCUAUUGGACUCCAACUGACUCCAACUGGACUCCAACUGGACUCCAACUGA